AUGGAACGGUGUCGAAAGUUGCUCGGUUCAAAUGGCUUUGCGGCCUUCGUCUCUUUGCCGCCGGAGCAGGACGAUACACUGAAUCAAGCUGGAUUCUGCGUUAAGAAAGUUUUUGAACCUUUCUAUAUUGCAGACGUUCAGUUACAGCCACACCUGAGCAGGACGACCAUAUCCACCAGCCAGACGAUUCAGAUUAUUUACCGCAGCCUUACACCAUACGUUAAGGAGACAUGUGACCAAUUCGUGGCCACAUUCGGAGUGCAAGGAUACGACAUAGCCAUCUCAGCCAUCGACGACCAUAAUAGCUCGAUACACGAAAACAUUCUUCUUCUUACAGAUUUGGAGCUACCACUGCUUGUGGACAUGGGCAAAGAAGAGUUCCUGGGCUUACAACGCAUCACCAACUCUGCCAAGAACAUCAUCUGGCCAACAAAUGGAGACCUCACCAUCGGCAAAAGACCGGAGUACAAUCUAUCAACAGGAUUCAGCCGCAGUCUACGCACAGAGCAGGCGGCGUUGAAUAUCAUUACCGUUGACUUUGACGACGAAAGCAAGCACAACCUUGUGGGCAUUGUUUCUCAAAAAUUGCUCGACCAGGUACAUGGACAUGCUAGUGAGCAUGAGUACUGUGUCAUCGGUAACAAGACUUUCAUCAGCCGUGUUCAAUUUGACGAGCAUCUCAACAAAGUGUACUGUGUUGACGAGCACAACCUGGAAGAGAAGGCAGUCGAGGUUGCCGGCCCAGUGAUUGGCAAGAUCCAAAAUGGCAACAUCGUCUUUGAGGCAGAUCACCGCCCAGAUCCUCUUGAAGCUGACGAGGUUGAAGUUGAAGUUUGGGCCAGUGGAUUGAACAAGGAGGGUGUUUUGGCUGCCAAUGGGACAGAUCUGUCCGUUGAGUUCAGUCACGAAAUAAGCGGAGUGGUGAGUCAAGUUGGCAAGAAAGUCACCGAUUUGGCAAAAGGGGAUCUCGUCUAUGGGUUCAGCUUCAACAAGCUCGCUACCUUCCAGCGCGUUCCGCAAUAUAUUCUCCAAAAGUUGAGUGACGAGAGUGAAAUCUGCGAGAGGGCCAGUUUGCCCAUGGCGUUCGGCGCCGCCUUGUACGGAUUGGACACGCUUGCCCGUCUCUCGCGUAACGAAACUCUUCUAAUUCUCCCUGGUUCUGGGCUCGCGGGAAAUGCUGCCAUUCAUAUUGCCAAGACAAAAGGCGCAAUGCCAUAUAUUUGCGUCCUGGAAGAGCGUGAGGUUGAUGCUGUUGCGCAGCUAUACAAUCUUCCCACUAAACAGGUCAUUUGCCUCUCUGAAUUAGAAAACAUUCGGGGCUCGGACAGCAGCUUCUUCCAAUUUGAUGUCAUCUUCAGCUCUGGAUGGACGGACCCAGCGAUUGUUCGGGAAGUUUGGCGGUACAUCGCACCCUUUGGUCGGUUUGUCCAUUGCGGACGAAAGCGUCUUCACUUUCGCGCUGCCAUUGAUUCCAAUCCUGUUAAACGGGGAGCAAAUUACCUGGCAUUCGACAUGAUUGACAUUUACACCCAUCGUCGUCGCUACUUUGAAACUUUGAUCAAGGGAGUCGAGGCACUGUACCAGCUCAACGAAAUUGCGCCUCUUGGUCCACUGGUUACGAGAGAUAUCGGCCAAAUCAAUGGUGCAAUUGCCGACUUUUCUGAUCACUAUACUUCUGGAAAGACUGUGUUAGUGCAUAAGAAGCUUUCUAAACAACAAGACUCUGCACCUCUUCAAAUUCUUCCUGCUGCCCCGUCGCUCAAGUUGCGGCCAGAUGUCACCUAUCUGCUGGUUGGAUGCUUAGGCGGCCUCGGAAGAAGCCUAACAUUGUGGAUGAUAAGCAAAGGCGCAAGGACAUUCAUGUUCCUAUCACGGUCAGGCGCAGACUCCAAACAAGCGGCGGCACUUAUGCAGAAUCUGCUUGAUGCUGGAGCCAGUGUCACGGUCGUACGAGGCGAUGUGAGUGUAAAAGCUGACGUUGAACAAGCGGUUGCGUCAGUUGAUCCCGAUCGACCUAUUCGAGGCGUAAUUCACGCUGCAAUGGUUCUUCAAGAUGGUCUCUUUCACAACAUGACCUACGAGAGCUGGGUUGCAUCAACAGAUCCCAAAGUAAAAGGAGCUAGGAACCUUCAUGAUGCUUUGACAGAUCAACCGCUAGACUUCUUCGUCAUGACGAGUUCUAUAUCAGGCACUAUGGGAACCCCAGCGCAGACAAACUACGCAGCAGGCAAUACCUACAUGGACGCCCUAGCAACACAUCGUAUCAACAACGGCAUGCACGCCAUGUCCAUCAUCAUCCCCAUGGUCCUAGGAAUCGGCGUCGUCUCUGAAAAUUUGGAGCUAGAAGCCUCUCUAAAGUGGAAGGGGAUGUACGGAAUCGAUGACGAAAGUCUCAUGGCGGCAUUUGAAGUCGCCAUCAUAGAACAAGCGGAUUCCCAAAACGUACAUGGAAAUCUCAUAGCCGGUCUCGAUCCCGUCCGUCUUGAGGCUGCAAUCACAGAGGCAGGCGAGGAUAUUGACUGCUUCUGGAGAAGUAACCCACGAUUCAAAUCGGUUGUUCGGGCUAUGAAUGAGAAGAAGGGAGAUAUGGCGCAACUUGGAAACACGAUUUUGAAGCAAUUGACGUCUGGAGAGCUUGGCGGCUCUGAGGCUAGAGACACUGUUGCUGCUAGCAUGGCAAGAAAGUUGUCUCGCAUGUUGAUGAUUGACCGGGAAGAUGUUAGGGUUAAUGAAGGCUCCAUCACGUCGUAUGGUAUUGAUAGCAUGAUUGGAGCUGAGCUGCGUACCUGGAUUUUCAAGGAAUUUGCUGUUGAUAUCCCGUUCCAGCAGCUUCUUGGGGCAGCGUUUACUAUCUUUAAGUUUGCGGAUUUUGUUUGUACGAAGCAUAGGAUUUGA
Molecule: messenger RNA, 2895 nt
Organism: Pochonia chlamydosporia 170
Lineage: Eukaryota; Fungi; Ascomycota; Sordariomycetes; Hypocreales; Clavicipitaceae
Product: polyketide synthase
Exons: 2
Coding region: 1-2895 (964 amino acids)
Biological process (GO): fatty acid biosynthetic process; secondary metabolite biosynthetic process
Molecular function (GO): oxidoreductase activity; fatty acid synthase activity
Source: RefSeq, a predicted model, not a curated record